CAGCGAGCUCUCGCUGUAACCUUUGGAGAGGCUGUCGAUCGGUCUAAACGGGGUCGCAAGCGCUUGCAUCCGUUUAAAGAGAAUGGAUUCCAGCAUCUCCAUCUUCUCAACCGAGCUGAUGGAUAUUUGGAGUCAAGCCAUGAUGUGACCGUCAUGAUUUGGAUCUCUUCGUCCCUUAGAUAGAAAACAGAACUGCCCCGGUUUCAAUAGAAAUAGAAAUAAUUGGCCAUUAGAAAAAAUUUUUCCCAAAAUGCACUCUACUAGCCGAACCACCAUCCCUCCCUCAAAGCCUCGCCGCUUUGACCCAAGCCGGCGUACAAUAUCCGCAGUGGAACCAAAGCCACAAGGCCCUGCGUACCGGAGGGAGGACAAAAACAUGAACACCGUUUCCUCUUCCUCUCCUCGGUGUGCCAGCAAAGCGACCCCAGAGUCUUCCAGGACCAGGGUGGGCAUGCAGCCUCGUACACCUUUGGGUCAGUCCAGACUGGGCUUGCAGAGAAACACGGCUCUCCUUUCUAAGACCAAACCCAAACCCAAGAUUGUCCGAGCAGGAGCAGCAGCGGUGUCCAACCGCGCACUUCCUCCUCUUCCUCCUCCUCCUCUUCCCCAUCUGGACCCCAACUGUAAUGAGCCCAGUCUGCCCUGCCUGUGUUGUGACGGCCAUUCUCCACAGGACAAUAACAGCCUGUUCAACCACAACCACAACAACAACAAUACCAUCUCCAUCCGGCAGCAGCUGAAGCUCCAGCCCCCUCCCCCACCACCCCCACUUCCCCAGAAACAGGAGGUCACCCGGGCCAAGGGUCAGGCCAAGCCCUGUCAGCUCAAGUCCCAGGCUAAGGUCCUGCCACCAGCCUGCCCCGCCAACGCCCUGGAGCUGGGGAAAGGAGAGGAAGAGCAGGAGAAUGCAGAUGUGAACGAGAACACAAACGUGGUGAUGGACAACAAGAUAAAAAAGCAGGACGAAUUGGAUAACAACAAAGACAGAGAUGAGGAGGGGAGAAACUUAGAGGAUGUUGAAGACGAGGAGGAUGAGGAGGAGGGAGAAGAUGACGAUGAUGACGAGGAUGAAGACGAUGAUGACACUUUGGUCCCAUCGUGCUGUGACUGCCCCCCCUCCCUCCUGGAUCUCUCCCUCACCUCCUCCACCUCCUCAUCUUCCACUUCCAUCAGCUCCUGCUCCGACCUGGAGACGGACUGCGCAGAUCUCUCCCUGUCCGUCUGCUCCUCUGCCCAUGAGGGGAAGGCUGAUCUGUCAGUGUCCCCGGAGCGCUCUCUCGCUCACAUUCCUGAACGCUAUCCACCGUCUCGCUCACCCCCCUCCCCCCCCUCCCUGCCCCUCAACCCCAAAUCUUCUUCGGCCUCUAGCUACCCUUCCUCCCCACCCACUGCCUGCUCCCCAGACGAAGGCUACCCCUCUGCUCCUGCCUCCCCUUCCUCAGACUAUUUGGGGGUCAGAGGCCAGAGUGGUUUAGGGUCAGAGGUUGCUAAAUUAGGCCUCCUGGACUUCCUGGAGUCAGUUGGCGAGUUUGGCAAGAUGGAGCGCUUUAGCCAGAUAAUACAGGUGGCCCGCUGGGAUCUGGAUGGGGAUCCUCAAGGGGAUCUACUGAGGGAUCGACUGGACCACCUGGACCGACUGGAGAGCGUCAACAGGCAGGUGAAACUGGCUCACAUUGCCAGGCUCCAUGAGAAGGGGCUGGAUCUUGGAGAUUUAGGAGAGGAGGACCUCUCGGAUGUUCUAGAUGAGAUGGGGAAUGUGGACAUGUCCUGGAGGCUUUAUAAAGGCCGGUCUUUAGGAGAGUCCCAGGAGUUCUCCGACGCCGGGGUGGACCUGACGGCUCCUUCAGACUGUGAUGAGCCCCUAGCCUCAGAAUCUGAGACGUCUUCACCCAUAGAGCCCCCUCCAAGACCCCCCAAACCGCCAGUCCGCCAUGCCAGCGUGAACUCUGACCUCCACACCUACAUCAACAUCAGCCGUGACAUCACCCCCUCGGUCUCUGUCUGCACCUCUCCAUCCGCAUCUCCAACUUUCUACACCUUCAGGUGUGAGAAGGCCCUCCCUCCUUCUCCACCCUCCCUCCCACCUCCUCCUCUCUGUAAGCCCAUCCCUUACUUCACACUCUACAAGUCUCCCCCUCUCCCUUUCUCCCGACCCCUUUCAACUCCCCCGAUCCCUCCUCCCCGGAAGAAACACCUAGCCCGUAAAGAGGCCCAGCGUCUCGCUGCCCUCCAAUCAGGACGUGAGAAGACACCCCUAUCCCUUCCACCUCCAACCUCCUGCCCUCCUCCUCUCCCGCCUCCUCCAACUAUUUCCAUAUCCUCCUCGACGUCCCCCCCGGCCAUACCUCCCCCGCCCUCUCUUCCCCCGCCUCCCUCCUUCCAUGCAUUGGAUGAUGAGAUCCGCAAGCUACUGGUGCUCGCAGGACUGACCCAGGCUGAGCUCCUCAAACUCAGCCCAGAGUUGGGGGUCUGUGUAGGGGGACUGCAGGAGGAGGGAGAGGGGGAGACCCACCACAACUCCAGGCCUGAACAAACACAGGAUGUAGGGAUGAGAAAAAAGGAGGAAAUGGCUAAGGAGCAGUAUGAUAUAGAUGGGUUGGCCGUUGACGGGUGGAGAGAUGGAGGAGGGAGGUUAGGGCAGGAGAGGGACGGAGACAUGAAGAGAUUCAGAGGGGUAGAGGAGGAUGAGGAAGAGAGAGAGGAGAGCCGAGAUGUAUUUAGAACAACAUCGUUCUUUAAGAUGGCUAGGAGCAGGAAGAAAAACAGUGGUUUUGGGGCUAGCGUUAGCCUAGCAUCCGACAUCUACUACAGCACUGACAUCAACCCUGCUAAAAGUGUUAGCUUUGAGACUUUCAAAUACGACCGUGCCCUCUCAGAAACCCCUCCCCCCCCUCCCCCACGUCCUUUACCACCUGUCCCCCCUACCCUGCCCCCCCCCCAGGUCUGCACACUUCCCGCCAACUCCUUACGCCCUGAGCGAUUUGAUUGGCUUAUGGCUUUCUCUCCUGAUAGUGAAACCCCGCUUCUACCCCCCCCUCUUGAACCUAGAAAAUCCAACAAAGAAACCUUGAAGAAAUCUACUUCAGGGUCAGCGUCAUCAUCUGGGUCAACCUCAGGGUCAGGGUCAAAGGUAAUGACCUUCAAGGAACUGCGUAACCGUAGCAAAAACAGCUCCCCGACCUACCAGUUAAUUACAGAACCAGAUCCAGACCCCACGGUUAUCACUCCCGACCCUGACAUCCUCUAUAACCUCAAAUGGAGGAGGGAGAAGACAGACGGUGACGGGGUCCAGUGGGAGUACACCUCCCAGGCCAAGGCCGCCUUCCUCCAACAACCUCCCCUCACCACAUUGGCUGCAUUUAGGGAGAUGUUCCAGAAAGCGGAGAAUGCGACUGGACAACCUGAACUUAACCCCCCGCAGCGGAUUGGGUGCUCAGCCAGUGAAGGGAACCUGUGGGGGAUUGAUGGACAAGGAAAAGAGGAGGGAGAGAAAAGGAAAGAGGUGCUGGAAGAAGAGGAAGAGCAGGUGGAGGUGAGAGGAACUGCUGAUGGAGGAAGAACCUGGGAGUCCAGAACUACAGUGUCUUCCCCCCCCCUCUCCCUGGCCCAGUCCCAGCCCUCCUCCUUUUUCCUCCAUUCGUCCCUCCCUCCUUACCGCCCAGGGUACUGUGGUGCUCAUACUAGGCCAGCCUCCGGAACCCAAGCCCACAGCCGCAUUGAAACUCAGCCCACAGACCUCGGACCUAACCCCUACACCACCCAGUCCACAGGAACUAACCCCUACACCACCCAGUCCACAGGAACUAACCCCUACACCACCCAGUCCACAGGAACUAACCCCUACACCACCCAGCCCACAGACACAAGAUCUUACCCCUACACCACCCAGUCCACAGGAACUAACCCCUACACCACCCAGUCCACAGGAACUAACCCCUACACCACCCAGUCCACAGGAACUAACCCCUACACCACCCAGCCCAUAGGAACUAACCCCUACACCACCCAGCCCACAGACACAAGAUCUUACCCCUACACCACCCAGCCCAUAGGAACUAACCCCUACACCACCCAGCCCACAGACACAAGAUCUUACCCCUACACCACCCAGUCCACAGGAACUAACCCCUACACCACCCAGCCCACAGACACAAGAAUUUACCCCUACACCACCCAGUCCACAGGAACUAACCCCUACACCACCCAGCCCACAGGAACUAACCCCUACACCACCCAACCCACAGGAACUAACCCUUACACCACCCAGCCCACAGGAACUAACCCUUACACCACCCAGCCCACAGGAACUAACCCUUGUACAACCCAGUCCUAUAACCCCUUUAUGACACAGGACACUCACACAGAUCCAAAUAAAGACAGCCAUGGAAUUGAUUCUAAGUGUGAUUCCAGAUGUCACUAUAGUGACUAUUUUAAGAAGGAUCGAGGCCUAAGCUCUGCACAUCGUUUUGGAAGCAACUAUGACAGAAACGUCGAUAGUUUGUAUCGCUAUGUGAAUGACUCCAAGACUAAAGACGAUGCAGAAUAUGUCUUUGGCUCUAACUCCAUCACUAACUUUGACUCUCUCUACAACUCUGACUCUGGCACUGAGAAAGAGACUCAUGCACACACCAACUCACUCAAACUGGUCAGCAGCGAUUUACACACUCCAGUCUGCACCACUCCAUAUAAAAACGUUGAUGCCAUGAUGAUGGCAUACGCCGGCACACACAGCGUCCGUUCUGCCAGCCACGUGGACACACACACGAUCUCCGACACACAACCUGACGUCGACUCACUGUACUACCCUAGCUCGGGUCCGCACAUGUCCGCCUCCCCUCACCAGGACAGAACGUUCAAAGACCUCCCUCCUCUCCCCAACUGGUUCCUUUACCACCCCAAAAACUGCCCCCUCCACAGGGGAGAUCCGCCCCGCCUCUCCCCUGUCGGUGCUCUCGACCCCCCCUGUCGUUCAGGGGCACCACCUCCAGGCAUGGAUGUGUCCCGCCUCAGCUCGCCCCUCUUCCCCCGCUCUCGCACCCUCCCCGCCCUGGCCGCACCCCUCUAUUACCCCUUUCUCUACCCCCCUGCCCCCCCCAGGGACACCCCAGAACCCCCAACUUUCUUCCAGGCUCCGCCGCUGCCGCCCGUGCUGACAGUUCGCAGCAUUUCAUUCGCUGGCUCUGUAAAGAAGGGCGGGACAUCCUGGAUGGGCGAUGAUGUGAAGGUACCUCUGAGAGGUCUAGGACUGUCCUCUCUGCAAGAAAAAAGAGCUCUCGUCAAUUCAGUGAGUGUGGCCGUGGAGGCCAUUUUGGCUCAGUUUAGCACCUCACGAACCCUGGUGCAGAAGGCUCUGUCAGGAGACAGCAGUGUCAAUCCUUCUCUGGGUCGGCUGGUGCUGCAGUGCCUGUGCCCCGCCCUGCAGGGCUUGCUGUCUGAUGGCCUCAAGCCCCAUCAGAGUGACGUGAUCUCAGGCAGGAGGCCAAACUCUGCCUGGGGACUGGUACAGGCCUCCACCAGGCCAGGUAGGAUCUCUGGAGCACCGUACAAAGGGCCCAGUACUCAGGCCCUGUACAGCCUGCAGGCUAGGGUAGGUGUGCUACCCCAGCUCAGGCAGAGCAAACACAGGUUCAAUGCCUUCCUCUUUGGCCUCCUCAACAUCAAGCUUCUGGAUUUCUGGCUGUCCCACCUCCAGUCAUGCAGUGAUGUGUUGGCGACGUUUUACCAGCCCUCCUCCUUCAUGCGCUUGUCACUGACUUCCUGCCAGCCUCUGUUUGAGGAGCUCCUCCUCCUGCUGCAGCCACUCAGUCUUUUGACCUUUAACCUCGACCUACUCUUCCAGCAUCACCACCUCGAGCCAGCCAAUCAUAGCCCUGAGAUACCCAGCCCACCCAAUCAGGAUCUGGGAUUCAGGCUCUCGCCCCGAGGGUCCACCUCCCAAGGCAGGGGCAGUAGCUACCUCCAGAGCCUAUCAGAGCUGCACGUUGGAAACGCCAAAUCCGAGACCGAGAGCUGUAAGGCCAGCCCACUGCCCCUUGUAAAACCGGAAGCUGAAAGGUUGGUGGAGUCGCGGAAUCCACCAACUCAUGGCGCAGAGUCUGGGAAGGUGUCUGGUAUUGCAGAGACAAGUCCUCAGCUGAUGUGGCUUCAGGAGAAAGAGAUUAGGGAGAUUGCGCCUCCUAAUGUUGAGGAGGACUGUCUAUCCCAACAAGCAGGAAAGGUGAUUCAGCAGGGCUGGGGUGCUGUGGUACGCUGGGGGGAAAAGCUCGGACAGAACUUGGCUGAACUUAGCCUGCCUGGACCCCAGAACCAGGUGGGGACAUCCAGGGAUCCCACAGAACCACAGGCCAGUACCCAGACCAGCAGUUACCCUUCCUGGGUAGAUGGAGCAUUAACAGUCCCCUGGGGUCUGGGACGGCUAUUUGGAGCUUCUAAUAACACCACAGUACCCACACUUCCAACCAGGCGUCCAUCUCAGUGGUUGUCUCCAGGGGUGUCUGCUCUGACCCGGUUGGUGAGCAGCAGUUCCACUGCUAACCAUAGGAGGUCGCUAGAGCCCCGGCAGGUAGAAGAAGUGGUGGAGCGAGAGGUGGAGGGAGACGCGGAGGAGACAUGCGACAACCCAAAACCCCUUAGGUCGGUCAAAACACUAUGCGACUACUCUGGCACAGGGGCAGAGUUAAGCUUCCAGAAAGGGGAGGAGUUAUUGGUUUUAGGGGGUGUCGAUCACGACUGGAUUCGCUGUCGUCAGGGAGACAGAGAGGGGCUUGUGCCCAUUGGCUAUGCCUCUCUGAUCAUGUGAUUUCUGUUAGCCUGAUCAGAUUUUUUGAUUGGUUGAAUAUAUCUUGGGGAGGGAAAAUGAAGUCAUAAUGCUACAUGUGUAAUGUACUUAGGCAACCAGUGAGAGGCUGCUGCAAAGUCCCAAUGCUCUUAUACAAAUAGUUCACCACUGAAUCUGAGUUCAAAUCACGUGUUUUUCUCUAAAGUGGUCUGAAGUUCAAGUUUGAUUCCUUUUUCCACACAGUCUGUUAUGUAGAUCCCAUUAUAAGCACUGAGCCAUCUGCAAGCCUCAGUUCUGCAAGCCUCAGUUCUGCAAGCCUCAGUUCUGCAAGCCUCAGAUCCUAAAGAUCUGCACCAUCUUAACAUAUCAAAUUGGUGGAUUUAUUGGAAAUAGAAAUUCUCUCAACAGACGGUGUGAAAUAUGGAUCUAGCACUACUAUAGACCACUUUUCAGGGUGAAAAGUGAUAGCCUGAUGGCCAGGUCUGUUUGUGCUUUAGCCUAAUCCAGAGCUGGCCGCCAGGCUAACAAGUGAAGGGAACCAUGCUAGAGUAUUGGAGCGUAGCCUCUGUUACGUACAGUUGUUCCGUAGUGAAACUUAGCCUUGUUCUGUGUUCUAUUCUGACCUUUUACCCCCAUUGAGCUUUAACCUCCAUCACCUUGUCUUUGUGUGUUUGACAUGUGCCCGCUACAAUUAAUAGUCAGUUUAAAAAUAACUAUUUGGCUGUAUAAAUAUACAUAAUAUAUAUAGAUAUAUGAAUAGAGAUUUUACUGACGUAGAUAGAAAGAUAGAUAAUCAAGAGAAAACAGAUAGUCUUGCCCUAAUCGACAGUCCACUCCGGUAUCUAUCGAUGAUGUGGCUCAUACAUCCAAUUGAUAAGUCUUCUAUCCUGUUGUGUGCUGCUCUCCUUACAUUUCUUAAGCAACAACACUGUCGUUGAUUUGAUACACACAGCCCAAGUGUUUCUGUCAGUGAAUGGAAUCCAGUGGCUGCCUCUUCUCAGUACGUGUUGUACGCAUGGGCAUCAUUUCGAUUCAUAGUCUUCAUCCUAACCUUCUAGAUCUAUUCUCAUAUCUUCACACUGUAUGUACUGUAUUUGAAUGCUUCGAGUGAAUGCUGUAGAGUAUCUGCCUGACACAUAGUAUCUAUCUAAAGGGCAUUGUAGGGUCCGGCUGCGUAUUUAGAACUGGCGUGGCGAUGCUAUAUCUUCUGUCGGUCCUCACCCCUUCGAGCUCAUUAACACAUACUACUCAGUGCUUUUGAAAACGUCACAGAUGCUUUGAAAUAAAACGGUGUCCGAUUGAGACUUGGUUGUCCUCCUACUCCGUCAGAUGAGCAGCUGUUGUCCCCGAGGGCCACUGACAUGUUGGUACUCUUUCGUCUGGGACAUGAAAUAUCAGCACAAGUACUGUCCGUCCGGCAGUAGCCCCGUUUUACCUGGGGUGUCAAAACGACGACCAGCAAGCGUUGGGACCUUUUUGAGGGCCGCAGUUGUAGGUUAGAGUCUCUACCCAAGCUGUCACGUGAAGCAGUAAGCGGCUCCCUGUUGGACUGCAGGAAUGGAGUAUUACAUGGAAUGUGAUACUGUAGAGCCUGUUUAUCCGAGUCAUGUGCCGCGCUCGCCCUCCCUGUCCGCUCACACUGCGCGAACCUUCCUUCUGUCCCGGCGAUGCUAACCCACGUGAGGUCAUCAGUUCAUGCUGUAGUAUUGAUAGUGGUGGUACAAUAAUGUUAAAGUAAUAAUGUAAUUAUUAUUAUGUUUAUCAUUACCCGGUAUGUUGAUUAGUACGUUAUGAUUUGGUUGGUAGUGAUUGUGUAGGCUUGGUAUUGAUGACUAUGCAUAUUAUGUACUUCUCUGAGGCUUGUGGUUUAAAAUAACUGUUUGGUCUGUUUAUUUUUUUUUUUAAUUUUAUUUCUUUAAGUCACUCAUGGAUAAACUGUCAGGGUAAUUAAAGAGUGAAGAAUAUAAUAUUAUCCUAUGGAUUACCCAUACAUUCUAAUUCAGUGGGAAUAUCUCCCUUCAGGUUAAUCAGAAAAAUAUACAAAGUACAAAGAUUCCUUUGUAUGGUAGCACAAAGGUAGUGUCGGGAAAACCAUGUAGGAAGAAUAUCGAUUUUGCACUUGUUACAUAGCUUACUUUACCAAAUCUUCCACGAAAAUGUAAAGGUAUAGCUCUGGCUAGUAUGUCACCAAACUAGCUAACCCAAAUACCUUCAUGUCAGUAAGAUACUGUUAAGUAAGAUAACUACAUUUGUAUGCCAGGAAAUUGACAGGAAUUGUUUAGAGCUGCUUAUGAAAUCUAUUAUUUGGAAGGCAGUCUGUAGAGUAGGAUGUAUGAGAGAAGAACUAAUUAGUCAGGAAGGCCCAAUAGUCACAUGUUUGAUGCAUGUGAGAGGUAUCAGAACUUCAGGAAAUGCACAUUGUCUGAGACAGUGAUGCUCUCAUUAUGGUGACGUUUUUGUUUUAUCAAGUAUAUUUUUCAUUGUACGAAAUGAUCCAUAAUAUGCAUUGCUUUAUAUGAAACGCUGUUCAUGUAAUGGAUGUGUUAUUUCUUGAUCCUUGGGUCCUGAAAGGUAUAUAGCUCUGUUCUAUCUGUCCCCUCAUAUAUCUAUCUAUCUAUCUGGGGUCCGGUGUGUGUAUGGGUGUGCAUAUACGUACUUGUGCAAGCAUUUGUGCACAUGUAUGUGCGAGAGCAAGAAUUAGUGUGUAGCAGUGGGUACAGUAGCUCUCUGAUGUGAUGUAGCCUUCCGCCAAACCUUCCCGUUGCAUAGUGUGCCAUGCCUCUGUAGUGUCAGUGUCCUUCCCGCAUGUGCUUGUUUGUAAAUACCCAAUAAAUGAACAUGAUCUGAACAUCAA
Esox lucius (northern pike) is the source of this 9632-nucleotide messenger RNA. RefSeq names its product RUN and SH3 domain containing 1 (gene rusc1). Gene Ontology annotation, molecular function: protein binding. NCBI's taxonomy places the organism in Eukaryota, Metazoa, Chordata, Actinopteri, Esociformes, Esocidae. Gene Ontology annotation, cellular component: cytoplasmic vesicle. The record is from RefSeq and is a predicted model, not a curated record. The transcript is spliced from 12 exons. Bases 251 to 6799 code for a protein of 2182 amino acids.